ACUCCGCACCGGCGCUCUGCGUUUGGGGCGGCGGAGAGCGAGGGCGGGCGAGCGGGAGCCGCCGAAGGGAGGAGAGGCGGCGGCGGCUCCUCCGCAGCCAGCAGCGGCUCGGCUCCGCGCCCCGCGCUCCCUGCGCGGCCCCUCCCGCUCCAUGCAGCCCAGCCCGCCGCGGCGCGGCCCCCGCAGGGCGAAGGCGGGCGCCGGGCGGGGAGCGGCGCGGCGGUGCUGAAGGACAGCUCCGCUCCGCUCCGCGCCCCUCCGCUCCGCUCCGCGCCCCUCCGCUCCGCUCCGCGCCCCGGGCGCGCCGGGUGGCCGCGAGGCCGCCGCGCCUUGAUGUGCCCCCCGCCACCGCGCCGGCGGCUCCCAUGGCGGUGGCACGGAAAAUCAAAACUUUGUUGACGGUGAACAUCUUGGUCUUCGUGGGCAUCAUCCUCUUCUCCGUCUACUGCAGGAUCCAGGACCGCUCCCAGGAGCUGGUGCAGAUCGUCCGGAGCGCGGACCGCCGGGCCAGGAGCCGCGGCGCCAAGGUGGGCAGCCUGGCUGACAGGGAGUCCAUCCUGCAGCGCCUGGACCACCUGGAGGAAGUGGUCUACAACCAGCUAAAUGGUCUUGCAAAGCCCAUGGGAUUAGUUGAAGGUCCAGGAGGCCUGGGCCAGGGGGGAAUGGCUGCUACCCUGAGAGAUGACAGCCAUGAAUCAGAGACUAAGUAUGAAGAAUAUGGUUACAAUGCCCAGCUCAGUGACAGGAUAUCAUUGGACAGGUCCAUCCCUGACUACAGACCAAAAAAGUGCAAACAGAUGACCUACCCAGAUGACCUGCCCCAGAUCUCUGUGGUCUUUAUAUUUGUAAACGAGGCGCUCUCUGUCAUCCUGCGCUCUGUGCACAGCGUUGUGAAUCACACCCCAUCGCACUUGCUCAAGGAGAUCAUUCUGGUGGACGACAACAGUGACAAUGUUGAGCUAAAAUUUAAUCUGGACCAGUAUGUCAAUAAACGAUACCCAGGUCUGGUGAAAAUAGUGCGCAAUAACAAACGAGAAGGACUGAUUCGAGCCAGAAUCCAAGGCUGGAAGGCAGCAACCUCUCCUGUCGUCGGAUUCUUUGACGCUCACGUUGAAUUCAACAUUGGCUGGGUGGAACCUGCACUUACCCGGAUCAAAGAAGAUCGAAAGCGGAUCAUCUUACCAGCAAUUGACAAUAUCAAGUACAACACUUUUGAAGUGCAGCAAUACGCCAAUGCAGCCCACGGCUAUAACUGGGGCCUCUGGUGCAUGUACAUAAUCCCACCGCAGGACUGGCUCGAUAAAGGGGAUGAGUCAGCUCCCAUCAGGACACCAGCCAUGAUUGGAUGCUCAUUUGUAGUGGACCGAGAGUAUUUUGGUGAGAUUGGCUUGCUUGACCCUGGCAUGGAGGUCUAUGGAGGAGAAAACAUUGAAUUAGGCAUGAGGGUCUGGCAGUGCGGAGGAAGCAUGGAGGUCUUGCCCUGUUCUCGCGUGGCACAUAUUGAACGCACAAAGAAACCCUACAACAACGACAUUGAUUACUAUGCAAAGCGCAACGCCCUGCGGGCCGCUGAGGUCUGGAUGGAUGACUUCAAGUCUCAUGUUUACAUGGCGUGGAACAUCCCCAUGGCAAACCCUGGAGUUGACUUUGGAGACGUUUCUGAAAGAAUAGCUCUACGACAGCGACUGCAGUGCCGGAGUUUCAAGUGGUACUUGGAGAACGUCUAUCCUGAAAUGAGGGUUUAUAAUAAUACAGUCACUUAUGGAGAGGUGCGUAACAGCAAAGCUAGUGGCUACUGCUUAGAUCAGGGAGCUGAAGAGGAUGACAAAGCAAUCCUUUAUCCAUGCCAUGGAAUGUCCUCUCAGCUUGUCCGCUACAGCUCUGAAGGUGUCCUGCAGCUGGGGCCGCUGGGCUCCACCGCCUUUCUGCCCGACUCCAAAUGCCUGGUGGAUGACGGGAAGGGCAGGACGCCGACUCUGAAGAAGUGCGAAGAUGUCCUGAGGCCAGCACAGAGGUUCUGGGAUUUCACGCAGAAUGGUCCAAUCAUCAGCAGAGACACUGGCCGUUGUUUAGAAGUGGAAAUGUCAAAGGAUGCAAAUUUUGGGCUCAGAUUAGUUGUUCAAAGGUGCUCGGGGCAGAAAUGGAUGAUUAGAAACUGGAUAAAACAUGGUCGACAUUGACUGCUGGGGCUGAGAAGCUUCCUCUCCUGCCGUUGUCCAUUGCUCGGUGUGCCAUAUCUUGCAAGGCAUUUGUCUUAAAGCAAAUUAGUUUCAACAGGACUUGGCUCUCAAGUCCUCCACAGUUGGGCAUUCAAAGGCAAAAAAAGAAUGAAGAAAAGAAAAGCAGACACAUACAUGCCCUAUAUGACUCGUCCUUGCUCCAAUAAUGACCUGGGAAGCUUAACAAGAGUUUUCUGUUGAUUUGGAAAUCUUGUGACGAUCAGAACACAACAGAAAAGUGGGUUCCUUAAGCUCUCCUAGAGGAAUUAAUAGAUGGAUGUUUCUAUGACGAGCUGAAAGGAGAGAUCCCAAUACUGCCUCAUAAAGAGAGUCCUCUGAUGGGUAGCUUUUUAGCUUUAAGUUAUUGACUGGUGCACAACUCUAUGGUGAAUAAUCAUGUGCCUUUUUUAUUGUACUUGGUAUAAAAGGGAACUGGAAAAAUCCUGCCUUUUCAGCAUGUCUGGUUCAUUGUACUAAACAAGAAGAUCUGUAAAUAACACUGGAAAUAUAUGAUAAAUUUCAAGGUUGAUUGUUUAGGAGUCUCUAUUUCUAGAAAGAGACUGUUCUGCAAAUGUUUACAGGUGGUUCUCAACCUUCAAGCUGCUAAAAAGAAGCAUUUUAGAGACCUCUUCUAGUUAGACACAGGUAAAUGCUGAAUAGAUAAAAUAGACCCAUGCUCCAUUUUAUUGCCACAUUUCACGUUUGUUGGCUGUAAAGGCAUCACACCAUAGCACUUGCAUAUUUAACUCUUCCGAGGCAGUAAACGUCCUAGUAGGUGGAUGAAUUUCGAGAGGCCUCGGUUGGCCCCCAAGCCCAGAGUACGUAAGUGCAAGGGUCCCAUCCUGCAGCGCUGUGCGUGCAGGUGCACUGUCGUGUUGUUCCAGAAACUGCCUGACAGGUGGAUGCUCAUCACUUCUGAAAAAUAAGUUGACUGAGUUAGGUGCCAUCUGUGGAAUUUAACAACUGGAAUCUUCCAUUUUGUUACCCAUCCUGUGAAAAUGUCAAAUGUGAGCAACUAUGCUUUGUGAGCACUGUCCACACAAAUUUCCAGUAUUUGAAAAACAAACGAAAACCUAGUGAUAAGAGGACAAAUUAGAGCAAGAAUGAACUAGGCAGCAUAUAUAAGUAAUGCUACGCUGAAAUACAAAUAUUUUACUGUAGUUGACCUGUUGGCAGCGUCUUUGUGAACCUGAAUUUAAUAAUGUAUCCAGUGGCUCAUGCAGUAUCUGUGCACAGGUAGCCAGAGCAAUGACGAGGCCUUAUCCAAAAGGCUGUCAAAGUUGAUGACCACUGUCAACAUCAGCAAGCUUUGGAUGUGGGUCCAUGGCAGACAGCUUUUCGUUACAGAAGGUUCAGUCACGCUGAAGGAGAGACAGAGACGUUAUCUGUUAACGUCACUGUUUAAUAUUUUAUAGUAAUUAAAAAAAAAUGUUUUGUUUUGUUUUACUGGGCCAGGAAAAUAGGUAAUUGCAGACACUGCGGUACUAUGAAUCUUGGUGAUCUGUUUCUUGAAGAGCUUUUGCCAUUCCUAUUUCAAGGCAUGCUGAACAAAAUUAAAUGGAAACAAAGUUAAUUUUUCAAGGGCAUGAUAUGUAAUAAAAUAUUUACUUUUAACAUGCAAAAUCCAUCAGUUCUUUUCAACUCUUGGUUGGUAUCCAGAGAGCAUAUCACUAUAUUUUGCCCCAAUUUUAUUUUGAAAUGAAGUGUGUAAGAUGUAAUACAAAGCAAAUUCUCCUGAAGUUUUUCUGUGGCUCACAGCUGAUCUUUAUUUGUGUUACGUGGAUCGGGUUAUGCAUGAAUAUAUAUAUAUAUAAAAGAAUAAUCAUGGGUGAGAUUCUAAAUAUAAAAAAAUGCUUAAAAUUCCAUGUUUAUGGUUAGUUGAACACGACCUCUUGAACAGUGUAAUAAGACCUGCAGGGAGAGGUAGCAUCUUUAAUAAAGCAAGCAAUACAGUAAAAAAUCAUGGACAAGCUCAGUAUUCAAGCCUUCCUGCAGGUCUUAAUCAGGUAGGAAGCUUCAGGCUAAAUAUAGAUUGUGAACAGUUGCCCUGCAUUUAACCUCCUUAUGCUAACCUAUUAGCCAAUUUAAAAGGAUAGUUACCAUCUAUGGAGCAGGUGGUGAACGCUUUGUAGAGGAGUUCUAUUUGUAAGUGACUUUUCAUCUUCUCUCCAGAUACAAUUUAAAAGGGAGAAAUUGUAUGAAAGCUGUGUUCUUCUUUUGUUUACCCUGAUGGAGUUUUAGUCCGUGAAAUAUUUGGCCGAGGGAGACAAGGCGGCAAAAGAAGGGAAAGACGGUUUGACCAGGUGAGCUUUUUGGAGAGUGAAGGCGCAGGUCAUUCACACCAUUUGUAGUCUUUCCAAUUAAUAAUUGCUGACUAUUUUAUAUGAAGAUGGCUGGAAGUUGAAACUAAUUAUCUAUCAGUGACUACUAAAUGCCUAACUAUUAGAGUAUAAAGUUACUGUACUCAAUAGAAGCAAAUAUGCCAUGUGCUUUUUUUCUUUUUCUUUUUCUUUUUUUUUCUUUGUCUUGAAUUGCCAAUCUACACUUGAUCCUUGGUUAGCAAUGGGGCAGCAAGCCUUUCAAAUCCUGGGUAAAUGAAAAAGGAAGGCUGAAUAUUUGGAGGAACACCAGGUUUUAAACUUACCAUCCUACAAGCAGUGUUGCAUUUGUGGUUUAGGAGCUUUGAAGCUGAGAAGCCCAGAUAGAUAAAAUCAUAGAAUCUUAAGGUUGGAAAAGACCUCGAAGAUCAUCAAGUCCAACCGCCAACCCAACACCACCAUGUCUACUAAAUCAUGUCCUGAAGUACCACAUCUACAUGUUUUUUGAACACCUCCAGGGAUGGUGACUCUACCACCUCUCUGGGCAGCCUGUUCCAAUGCCUGACCACUCUUUUGGUUAAGAAAUUUUUCCUAAUAUCUAAUCUAAAUCUCCCCUGGUGCAACUUGAGGCCAUUUCCUCUUGUCCUUUUGCUAGUUACUUGGGAGAAGAGGCCUAUACCCAUCUCACUGCAACCUCCUUUGAGGUAGUUGUAGAGAGCGAUAAGGUCUCCCCUCAGCCUCCUCUUCUCCAGAUCUGCAUUUACAGGCAAAGAUUUCAAGCAAGCGUGACAACCCUUCAUCAUGACACCACCAUAACGAAUGUGAAUUGGUUGUCUUCAGAAUUUGGCUACUGCAUGUUUUCAGUGGCCAGUGCAAAGCACUUCAAUGUGGUCAGUCUUGGCAAGCUUUAGGCAUGGAGGCCACAGGCUGCAAAAGACUUGCAGGAACCAGACUUGCAAUACAAGAAGGAAACGGAUUUCUGUGACAGUUAAAUGGCUCUGAGAUUUACAGUAUAACAUAAAAGAGUUCAAAUAACUCUUAAAGGUGGAGUUGGUAUUUUCUUUGAUUGUCUUUUUUUUUUUUUUUAAGAUUUACUGAAACAAUUUCUUAUAUUUGAAAAAUACAUCCGAUGAAUUCUUCUUACUUUAGUCUUUAUUUGUCUGAACCGCUGUUUUGGUUGUGGUAUCAACAUGGUGACUCUGCAUGUGAGAGAGAGGGUCUUAAAUAUUCUCUCAUAGAAGGAAUAAUAAUUAAAAAAGCCUGGAGUGUUUUCUGUUUUAACCAAAGUCUAUGGGUCUCUUGUCAGUAUUUCACCCUUUAGUAUAAUCUGAAGUCCUGCUUAACGUUGUUUUGAAUUUUCAGUCUUGUUUCCCGCAGUUCAGAUAUUAUGAAAGGUAUUUAAUAUAGUGUAACAUGCCUUGCAGAGAAAACUCAGAUCAGAAUCUUCAACUGCUAUUUUGAUAUAAGAGAUUAUGGAGUUAAAUACUAGGACAGAAGAAUAAAAGGUGAGAAGGAACAUCACUGCUGUCAAAAGCAAACCAGUAAAAAAAUACUUUUGUAAGCAUGUCAAGAACUCUUAAAAUUAGUUUGAGUCCUGUGCGGGGGAAAAAAAGCCCUGUCUCCUUUAAGAGCUAUAAACUAUUUUCAAAGUUGAAUUUAUUCUUGGCUUGAUUAAAGCCAUUUGUUUCUCAGUCAAAAUUGUCCUCUAGCUUUACUGGCUCACUGUUUCCUGAAGCAUGCUAACCUCCAGUAGAAAGCAACCAAGAGAAAGGAGAGCUAACGCAGGUGGUGUUGAAGGACCCAAUGGAUUUCCACUGCAAUUACAAAAAGAUCUAUGUUGUCCUCAUCCCUGAGGCAUGAGAACUCUUCAGUACUGUCCCGCAACCAAAAAGCUGGUUCCACAGAAGUGAUCUAAGACAAAAAUAUGGAAACAAACAACAGUUCUUCAUACGUAUUCUGAAAGUGUUGAACAAUCUAACCCAUUUUGAUGAAUAAUUUGGGGCUUGGCGCAUCUGAAGGUCAGGCCUUCGCAGUUCUUUGGAAACUGUUUACGUUUCUUUUCAUCAGCAUGUUCCUUUUUAAAAUCUGUGGUCUAGUAGAUGAAAACCUCACUUGCCGUGUGACAAGGGGUGUAAUCUAUCUGACACAGGACAGCUGAAAUUUUAAGUACUUAAGCCAGAGCUAAUAAGAUUUAAUGAAAUAGCACCAGUCCUAAUCUGUUCUUUAGAUCAAUUACAGAGCAUGUAAUUCCUUCAGUAUCCAGGAUUCAUUUGAAAUGGUUCAUUAACAGCCAUACUAAAGCACAUUAUGGCCUGUUUAGGGACCCAAUGUGUUGGGUUGUAAGAACAACUUUAAUAGGAGUUGGAGUUCAGAGAGUGUUUGGCAUAUUAUUAUUCAGUUAGGAAACAAAAUACCUUUGAUGUUUUUAUGAAAGGCUUUGGGAGGAAGAACAACUGUCAGAAUUCACUUAAUUGAAAAUGUUUCUAGCAAUGAUGUUCUGUUUUUUGACUGCUGCUAUUUUGACUUUCUGCUGCUUGCUGCUAAUCAAAGUUGAUCGUGCGGUCAUGCUACAGACAAAAGGGUAUUGCAAAUUAGAGGGACUAGCUAACAAGCUGGAUAGAAACCAAGGAAUCGUCAUAUCUUCACAUGUCUCUAGAUCUGGAUGCUCCCAAACUAAAUUUAAUAUUUAUGUUCUCUCUGGUAAGAAGCUCAAACUUAACACAUUUUUGUGUUGUUUCAUCAGGAAUAUACCUAUUCAAGAGACCACUGUAGUGUGUACCUCUAAAUUGUAUUUUUGAAGAUACAAUUUGAUUUUUUUGUGUGUGCGACAUUAGUGGACUUAAUGUGAGAGCUGUCAUUACUGAAUGCAUGGAAAAUACAUUAAUUGGCACCAUGAUCCUCUGCAGUACGUGCACCAUGCAUUUAUAGCUUCCUGUGUGGUAACAAGGAUAUUCUUGAAAAACUAAUGCACCGAGUGAGUUCUGCUAGAGGUGGAAUCUGCUUACUGAGUGAACUAAGGGAGCUCAAGGAGUAAACACUGAAAUUAUAUAGUUAAUAAUUCUCAGUGAAUCUGGCACAGAGCACAUCAAUAUUUACAUCUUCUAAUUAAAUAUGUUUUUUAGCUUCAGGUUCUCUUAAUAAUGUCCCUAUUUUACUCUGAUAGCUGUUGAAAAUACCUUGUCCCUAUAAAGAUCUGGGAUGCUUAUGCCAUGUGAAGACUUUAGCUGUGUCUUUACAAUGCCCCAGCCAUCAAAGGCAUUAGCAAAAGAGAUUUACAGUGGCUUCUUUAGUACAUUGUAAUGGGUUUUAGAGUGGUUUCAGAAAAUACAUCGACUUAUAUUACAAAAGAGUUAAUGAUAUGUAAUUAAAGUAUUGAGUUCAUUGGUUGCAGUAAGUAAAAACAAUGUUUUCUUUGCCCAAAAAUAUCUACUUAUAAAUACCCCAGUGAAGUGAUAUAUGGCAACCUGAUUUUGAAGAACAGAAUUUCUGAAUCAAGGGCAUUCUUCAAAGACGUACAGAAGCACUUAUUACUUUUCAUAGGGUUACAGUUUUCUAUUGGCCAUCAACAAGUAUUGCCCAGUUUUCAAACUCUUUGUAUUAAAUUUAAUUUAAGAAAAUAAUGCAGCAAUUGGAAGGCAAGUUGUGACUGCAAAUUAUUUUUCAUUGUGGCGCAUCAUCAAAUCAAUUUGUAUUUACACUUGAAAAGUUAAUAAAUUACUAUGCAUUUUACUGCUGACAUGAGCUGCAUUUUUUAUUACUGUACAUUUAGACACCUUGUACUUAAAAUUCAAAGUUGUUGCACAAAGAAAAACUAGAAAAGCAAGGUACAUUUGAAAAUUUAAAUUGCACAUAAUCUGUUCUGAAAGGUAGUCAGCCCAUUUUUGAGAUGAGCACCGCACACCGCAGCAGAUCACAAGCUGUUCUGUGCAUGUCAGAUUCCGAUUGCAUUGUGACUGUGGGACCUGAGGGAAGGCUUGUCUUCCUGUCCCCGUACAAAGACAUACUUGCGUAAUGCUUGCAGGUACUGAUCCACACAGCAACACAAACGCUGUUCUUGUGUGGUCCCGCGGGACUAGUAAGUGCUCCACAAGAAGCAUUCAAACAUAGAUUAAAAAAAUUCCCAUAAAAAUUUCUGACCUUGCAAUCACCAUCCCUGGAAUCAUUGAACCAUGGGGGAAAAUAUGCCAUCGAACCACAGACAGGAAGCUGAUGAUGAAAGUGUUCUCCUUCUCGGAGUUUCGCACUGGAGCUAUGUUUUAGCAAUUCAAAUGUGUAAGAGCACAAUUGAUCUGUCAUUGAAGUGUUACUGUUCUGAAGAACACUCCCGCAACCAAAGAAACAGAACAGCUUCCCCUUCCCAAAUUGCCUCGUUAAUACAAAGGACUAUAGGAUAUCCCACACCCUGUGACCUCACCUAUAUCAACAGAGAGGCCAGACUGGCAGAUGAUAUAAAACGUCAUUGCUGUGCUGCAGCCAAGGAAGUUGUGGGAUCUAUUGUAAUUUACACCAUCUAUAGACCAGGUCUGUUGCAACUGAUGAUAUUGCUAUUGACUGGAUUUUUUUUUUUUUGCCCCACUUCCAAAGUCACUUUUAUCUGCCCAAAGGCAAUAGAAAGGGAUAUGAAGUGCUUAUGAACUCCCGACUAUACUGUCAUACUUCUACCAGAAGUCUAUGUGGCCCAGCACCUCAUCAUUGAAAACAGUCAAUAAUUGAUGUUUAGAAGAAUGAAAUAGGAGACAGGGAAAGCACAGAAUGAUCCUUUCAUCAUGUAUCUCCCCCUACUUUCAAAAGGUAAGGACUUCCCAAGCCAGAGGCUAUACACACCAACCCAACCAUUAGAUUUAAUAACUACUGUGGGCCUACGUGUAUCUAAUCCACUUAUACCUCUGGAAGUCACAACAUCCUGUGGUAAUAAAUAGCACAAUUCCUGCGAGUCAGUAUCUCUGCUCUUCAUUCCAUAGGAUGCCCUGUAGUUCUCUUAUGGUGAAAAGCUGUGAAUAACUGCUGCCAACUCUUUUCUAAAACCCUUCUUAGUUUGACCUCUGUUAUCCUCUUUUAAAAUAUAUUUCAGAACUGAUUGAAUGUCACGCUAUUUUGGUAUCGCUAGCAAACAACUUCGUAAAAGCGCGAGCAAAUGCUCUGUGUCAUGUAUUGGAUUGGGUGAUAGCGUGGCGAGAACUGAUCGGGUUCUUGAACUGCUCAGCAGUACAAAACAUAUGUUACUGGUUUUAACAUUGAUUUUUAGAUCUCAGCCAGCCUGUUUAUCCUCUGUUAAUGUGUAUGCACAAAGUUUGCAAUUUGUGGUCAAAUUGCACAGAACAUCUAAAAAAGGAUCUGACACCUUCUUGCAUUCUGCUAACAAGAAUUCCCUGCCCUGCUCCUCCUGCUAGGAGCCUGCAGGGCCCACCCAUGGGUUAUAGUUGCGUGACUGGGCUGGACAUGUCUCUGUGCUCCUGCCUCUCUUGCUCACCUCUGCUUCAGCUGAAUUAACUGGGUGAGACCUGAGUGCACAAGGUAUUUCUUCCCUGACUUCUACAAGGACGGUGACUGCACAAGUCGAAGAGCAGCUGUUAAGCGAUCCCCUGGUUUAUCCGGAGCAGGUAGGGUUGGCUGUAGUCUUCAGGUGGGCAACACUACAGUCGGCCUCAGGAGGAAUAGCCUGACACAGCCUUGGCAAGUUCAGCUCCAUCUCCAGGAUCAGUCUUUUUUAGGGUGAGGUAUUUCUUUGUAAAUCCACGUCGAGGACUCUCUGCAGAAACGCUGCUCUGUUGCUAGCUGAGGUAUUCUGUGGACUUAAUUUCCUAUUAUAAUCAAGCCAGCAUUUCUUGGAAAGAGAAGUGUCACCUUUAAAGGUACCAUAUGCUUGCUAAAAUGAAUGUUCUGUGAAUAAUAUCCAACAAAAUUAGGUUCAUGUAAAUAUUUUGUCAGCAAUUCUGCAUCUGACAUUUGUACUACAGAAGUUAUCCUGUCUCAAAUUUUUCAGUGUGAAGAAUGUAUAUCAUGACU
Grus americana (Whooping crane) is the source of this 10543-nucleotide messenger RNA. It is a transcript of the gene GALNT9, whose product is annotated as polypeptide N-acetylgalactosaminyltransferase 9. The record is from RefSeq and is a predicted model, not a curated record. The coding region runs from base 366 to 2180 and encodes 604 amino acids. Gene Ontology annotation, cellular component: Golgi apparatus. Lineage: Eukaryota; Metazoa; Chordata; Aves; Gruiformes; Gruidae. The transcript is spliced from 11 exons.